Messenger RNA from Trichoderma atroviride IMI 206040, 876 nucleotides. RefSeq lists its product as uncharacterized. The record is from RefSeq and is a predicted model, not a curated record. Lineage: Eukaryota; Fungi; Ascomycota; Sordariomycetes; Hypocreales; Hypocreaceae.
AUGGCAUCUUACGCAACUGCUGAGCCCCAGUUUAUUGAAGUCAAUGGCACUCGCUUUGCAUAUCUCCGAUUUGGCUCAGCCGCCAACAACACGGUUCCUCUUGUGUUCCUCCAGCAUUUUAGAGGCACUUUCGAUCACUGGGAUCCUCAGCUGAUUGAUCCUAUCUCAACGACUCGUGAGGUCAUCUUAUUGGAUAAUUCUGGUGUUGGGAAGACCAACGGCACAGUCCCAGGAACUUACGCUGAAUGGGCCGACAAUGUAGCUCAGGUUGUCAAAGCACUAGGCAUCUCGCAGAUUGACUUGCUUGGCUUCUCUAUGGGAGGUUUUGCAGCUCAGAUGGCAGCCCUCAACUACCCAACUCUUAUUCGCAAGCUUAUCCUUGCGGGAACCGGUCCUAGUGCCGGUGAAGGUAUCGAAGGUGGCGAUCCGGCCGCAUUUGGGCGUCUAGCCGCGGCUUCUAAUGAUAAAGAAGAACACGGCGGCUUUUUGGAAGCAUUUUACUCUCUGACACCAACGAAGCAGACCCUAGGCGACAAGUGGUGGAAACGUAUGACGACUGCUCGCUCAAACAGGUCUGACUAUGUGGGACUUGAGGGCACAAAGGCGCAAAUCGACGCAGUUCUUCGCUGGUCAAACCGCGAACAUGCGUCAGAGGGUUCAUAUGACCGCUUACAUGAGAUCAAAGUUCCUGUUCUUGUCGCAAAUGGCGAUAAUGACAUUCUCAUUCCAACUGUCAACAGCUGGGUUAUGUUCAAGAGGUUAACCAACGCCGACGCUCAUCUGCACUUAUACCCGGAUGUGGGACAUGGAUUUUUGAAUGAGUACGCGGGUCAGUUUUCGAGUCUAGUUAACCAGUUCCUCGAUGACCGGGCGUAA